GGAAAGCGCAACUUUUGGGCGGUGCAAGAGGGCUACAAAAUGUCUGAAAUGAAUUCUGAGCCAGGGCAGUGCAGCAGCAGUGGGGUCAAACCUUUAGCAAGAAACACAGAAAAGAAAUGCUCCUGGGCUUCAUAUAUGACAAACUGCCCAACGCUAAUUGUAAUGAUUGGGCUUCCAGCCAGAGGCAAGACUUACAUGUCUAAAAAGUUAACACGAUACUUGAACUGGAUUGGCGUUCCUACAAAAGUUUUCAAUCUCGGAGCAUAUCGUCGAGAAGUGGUCAGAUCUUAUAAGUCUUAUGAGUUUUUCCGACAUGACAACGCAGAAGCCAUGAGAAUCCGCAAGCAGUGUGCUCUUAUAGCAUUAAAAGAUGUAAAGCUCUAUUUGACUGAAGAUGGAGGCCAGAUUGCGGUGUUUGAUGCAACUAAUACAACACGAGAAAGAAGAGAUAUGCUCCUAAACUUUGCGAAAGAAAAUGGUUUCAAGGUAUUUUUUGUUGAAUCUGAAUGUGACGAUCCUGAAGUCAUUGCUGCUAAUAUCAUGGAAGUAAAAGUGUCCAGCCCUGAUUAUCCUGAGAGAAACCGGGAGAAUGUCAUGGAUGAUUUCCUCAAGCGGAUUGAAUGUUAUAAAGUUACCUAUGAGCCAUUGGACCCUGAUUCUUAUGACAAGGAUCAUUCCCUUAUUAAAGUCAUCAACGUUGGACAGAGGUUCCUUGUUAACCGUGUGCAGGAUUAUAUCCAGAGUAAAAUUGUCUACUACCUCAUGAACAUACAUGUCCAGCCUCGAACCAUCUACUUAUGUCGACAUGGGGAAAGUGAGUGUAACCUUGUAGGGAAGAUUGGAGGAGACUCGGGGCUGUCUGCAAGAGGAAAACAAUAUGCCCAGGCAUUAAGAAAGUUUAUUGAGGAACAGGAAAUUGUGGACCUUAAAGUUUGGACCAGCCAGCUCAAGAGAACAAUACAAACGGCAGAAGCACUUGGUGUGUCGUAUGAGCAAUGGAAAAUACUUAAUGAAAUUGAUGCUGGCGUUUGUGAAGAGAUGACUUAUGAUGAGAUUAAAGAAAAAUACCCAGAAGACUUUGCGCUCAGGGAUCAGGAUAAAUAUCUUUAUCGCUACCCUGGUGGAGAGUCUUAUCAAGAUCUAGUGCAACGUCUUGAACCUGUUAUUAUGGAGCUUGAACGACAAGGAAAUAUUCUUGUAAUCUGUCAUCAGGCUGUUAUGCGAUGUCUUCUGGCUUAUUUCCUGGACAAAAGUGCAGAUGAUUUGCCAUACCUGAGAUGUCCACUGCAUACUGUACUGAAAUUGACACCUGUUGCCUAUGGUUGUAAAGUGGAAAUGAUAAAACUUAAUGUGGAUGCUGUUGACACACACCGUGAAAAGCCGGCAGGCAUAUUUGAUCAAAGUCAAGCUCCCAUGCGAAUGAGAAGAAACAGCUUUACCCCCCUGUCCAGCUCUGAUACUGUCAGGCGCCCAAGAAACUACAGUGUUGGAAGUCGACCUCUUGACCAUGUGGGGUUGGACAGAUUUAGAAUGACUCCAGACAGUUUGGAACACCCAUUUAAACAACGGUCCUUGGAGAAUACCUGUGUGGGAUCGUCUGACACCAACAGUUGUGAUGCCUUUGUGUCUUUUACGGGUGCCAUGUAAUUGCCAGUUCCUGCAUUUAACGAAAAUGUAUCUGGAAACUAUCUAGAUAAUUUUACAUGAUCCAUGUUUGCUGCAAAGUAGCCUCAUGGAUGAAAGGGUCAAACUAAUUGUCACAGGGUUGUUUGCAGAUGAAAAGGACUUAAAGGGAUAUCUGUAUGCAGCAGAUAGUCUACAUACUGUUGUAUAAAAGGCAGCUGGUGAUUUCAGUAUCUUAAUGGAUAAACUUUGAAAUGGACUUCAACAGUGGUGUUAGUACAAUUAAUAUCCAAAGUAUAUGACAAUUAACCAUUUAAAUGAGUUUACCCCUAAGGGGCAUUAUCGUAUAAUAAAUUUAUAAUGUGCAGUUUCAGAAAGGUAGAUAUAAGAAAUUUAGGAAAAUUUGCAACUUUCUUGUUUCUGGCACCUACAUAGCAAAAUCCUACCCAUGCAUGCACACUGGUUAGUUUGAUUUUUUUUUAUCAUUUAAAACCUUGUCCAUCAUCUGUGUAAACGGGCACUAUCGUUCUAAAGUCCCCCAUUUUAAAUAUUUCUAUUUAUGCUUAUGUGGUUAAUGUUGGGCAGUGUACCUUUGCCUUAAGCCUAGUGGCACAAAUGGUGUGGAGGAAAGACCAGGUCAUCUUCAGCACAAUUGUGCCACUAACCUAAAGGCUCAAAAUUUUGCAUGGAUUUAAACAAUUAGUUUUAGAUUUCAGUAUAUCAAUGGCUAAAUUUACAGUAUAAAAUUAUUAUAGAGCUGCUUCUUUGUGAAAAAGGAACAUUCAUCACAAUUUAAUAAAAGUCACAUUAGUUUUU
Xenopus tropicalis (tropical clawed frog) is the source of this 2439-nucleotide messenger RNA. It is a transcript of the gene pfkfb2, whose product is annotated as 6-phosphofructo-2-kinase/fructose-2,6-biphosphatase 2. NCBI's taxonomy places the organism in Eukaryota, Metazoa, Chordata, Amphibia, Anura, Pipidae. Gene Ontology annotation, biological process: fructose 2,6-bisphosphate metabolic process. Gene Ontology annotation, molecular function: ATP binding; fructose-2,6-bisphosphate 2-phosphatase activity; catalytic activity. The record is from RefSeq and is marked provisional.